This is a messenger RNA of Quercus robur (English oak), 2072 nucleotides long. RefSeq names its product nucleobase-ascorbate transporter 1. The record is from RefSeq and is a predicted model, not a curated record. Gene Ontology annotation, cellular component: membrane. Gene Ontology annotation, molecular function: transmembrane transporter activity. The coding region runs from base 215 to 1777 and encodes 520 amino acids. Gene Ontology annotation, biological process: transmembrane transport. The transcript has 14 exons. Lineage: Eukaryota; Viridiplantae; Streptophyta; Magnoliopsida; Fagales; Fagaceae.
GUCACAGAGGGACUUGCUUUGCUUUGCUUUGCAUAUUUUGUUCCUUUUAUUUUUCAAAUUUUUUGCUACUUUUUUUUUUUUCACUUUAUAUCUUCUCUUUUACUUUUUUCUUCUUUUCUUCUUCUUCUUCCUCAUCUUCUGUUUCAUUACUAUUUUUGCUUUGGCUGUGUUGUGUGAGCGAGUUUUGUGAAGCUCUUCUGACAAAGCUUCACCAAUGGCAGACAUUACUCACCAUCCCAUGGACCAGCUCCAAGACCUUGAGUACUGCAUAGACUCCAACCCUCCUUGGGUUGAAACAAUCCUGUUGGCAUUUCAGAACUACAUCCUGAUGCUGGGCACAAGUGUAAUGAUCCCUGCGUUGCUUGUCCCUGCAAUGGGUGGCACUGAUGGUGACAAAGCACGCGUUAUACAGACUCUACUCUUUGUGGCCGGCAUUAACACACUUCUUCAAGCACUUUUUGGAACCAGGUUGCCUGCGGUUGUUGGAGGCUCCUUUGCUUAUGUCAUUCCCAUAGCUUACAUUGUAAACGACUCCCAGUUGCAGCGGAUUAAUAAUUCUCAUGAAAGAUUUAUACAAACUAUGCGAGCUAUUCAGGGAGCUUUAAUUGUAGCCUCAAGCAUACAAAUUAUCCUAGGUUACAGCCAAGUUUGGGGUCUCUUUUCACGGUUCUUCAGUCCUCUUGGUAUGGCACCAGUGGUUGGAUUGGUUGGCUUGGGAUUGUUUGAACGUGGAUUUCCAGCUUUGGGCAAUUGUGUGGAAAUUGGGAUACCGAUGCUGUUGUUGGUCAUUGGGUUGUCACAGUAUCUAAAGCACAUGAGACCAUUUAGAGACAUCCCUAUUUUUGAGCGGUUUCCAGUUUUGAUCUGUAUUGCAAUCAUUUGGAUCUAUUCCCUUAUCUUGACUGCUAGUGGGGCUUAUCGAGGCAAGCCCAUUAAAACACAGAUCAAUUGCCGUACUGACAGAGCAGAUCUUAUAUCUACUGCCCCAUGGUUCAAGUUUCCCUACCCUCUGCAGUGGGGCCCACCAACAUUUUCAGCGGGUCAUUCAUUUGCCAUGAUGUCGGCUGUCCUUGUUUCAAUGGUCGAGUCAACUGGUGCAUACAAGGCAGCAUCGAGGUUGGCAAUUGCUACUCCACCUCCUGCUUAUGUAUUGAGCCGGGGCAUUGGCUGGCAGGGAAUAGGAAUCUUGCUUGAUGGUCUUUUUGGAACAUGCACUGGUUCUACUGUUUCUGUGGAAAAUGUAGGACUCCUUGGAUUAACUCGAGUAGGAAGUCGCAGAGUUGUUCAAAUUUCUGCAGGCUUCAUGAUAUUCUUCUCCACCCUAGGAAAAUUUGGAGCUGUGUUUGCAUCUAUACCCUUCCCGAUAUUUGCUGCAUUGUACUGUGUUCUCUUUGGCCUUGUAGCUUCGGUUGGAUUGUCAUUUCUUCAAUUCACCAAUAUGAAUUCUAUGAGAAAUCUCAUCAUUACUGGGCUUUCACUGUUCCUCGGGAUAUCUAUCCCGCAAUUUUUCAAUGAAUAUUGGAAUCCUUCACACCGUGGUCUGGUUCAUACUAAUGCUGGAUGGUUUAAUGCAUUUCUAAAUACCAUAUUCUCGUCUCCGGCGACAGUGGGUUUGAUUGUCGCAGUGUUUCUUGAUAACACAAUAGAAGUGGAGAAAUCGAAGAAAGACCGAGGGAUGCCAUGGUGGGUGAAGUUCAGAACAUUUAGAGGUGAUAACAGAAAUGAAGAGUUCUACACUUUGCCAUUCAAUCUCAAUAGGUUCUUCCCUCCAACCUAGCAAGUUCAACAAGGCCAGCCAAACAAACUUAUUCUUUCUGCAAUGCAUUUCAGUUAACAUGCUAAAAUUAGGUUCACUUAGAGUUUGUAAAUGCAAAGAUUAUUUGGCAAAUAUUCUUAGCAAAUGCUAGUCUUCCUCUUUUCAAGGUGACAAUUUUUUGCGGGCCAACUGUUGUGGCAGGGUCCAGAUUAGAAUUGUAGUUCAUUUAGUCCAUGCUUUUGUAGAUGUAAUAAUAAAGAAGGGAAAUCGGUUCUCUUUCUCGGUUAAUAUCAAGGUUGCCUUCAAUUUUUUUUAA